CACGAGUGUCUGCAAGGAGAAGGUAGAGGUAGCCGAGUUGGCUACUUAGUUAUCUAACCAAAGUAGCUACUGAAAUGUAUAUAGGUAGCUAAUAGUAGUAAUGAUAAGAUAACUAGACUAAAAAUCGAUAAGAAAAAAUUAGCUAGCACCAGCUAGCGCUCGGAGCUUUGUGUGUAGCUAGCUAGCUAACACAUUGUUUAUGCUAGGUUGCCACCAAGGGACACCUUAACAUUCUUGACAACGAUAAAAAUAGCAGUAUGUUAGCCUGGAAGGCCACGUACACAGCGAGCUUGGAUUUAAAGGAGCGGUAGAUUUGUUGAAAACUUUCGAAGUAACGUUAGCAAGGUAUAUGUUUGUAUUAUGCCAUUUGUUCGCGUUUGUAGCUAACCAGUCAUCUAACGUUAGUGAAAUUACAUUGAUUUUUUCAGUUUCACGUUUUUAGUUUCUUUUUUUCUGUGCACUUAAAUGGCUAUACCGAUAGCUAUCCUGGAUUGUGACCUUUUGCUACACGGACGUGGCCACAAAACCCUGGAUAGGUUUGAUAUAGAGACUGUAUCUGAUGAAUUUCUGUUGUCAACGUUUGGCUUCCCGCGGGAAUUUAUUUACUACUUAGUGGAACUGCUGGGUGACACGCUGUCACGGCGUACGCAAAGGUCAAGAGCAAUUAGCCCGGACGUCCAAAUACUUGCUGCUUUAGGUUUUUACACUUCGGGGUCUUUCCAGACGCGAAUGGGAGACGCCAUUGGCAUCAGUCAGGCCUCGAUGAGUCGCUGUGUUACCAAUGUCACCAAAGCGCUUGUUGAAAAGGCUUCCGAGUUUAUCGGUUUUAUUCGGGACGAUGCCACAAAACAGCAGUCCAAAGAGGAGUUUUACAGGGUGGCAGGAAUGCCCAACGUCAUCGGAGUGAUAGACUGUGCUCAUAUCGCCAUAAAAGCGCCGAAUGCCGAGGACUUGUCAUUUGUCAAUAAGAAAGGCUUCCACUCCAUUAAUUGCCAGCUUGUUUGCGAUUCAAGGGGACUUCUACUUAGCGCGGAGACACACUGGCCGGGCAGUUUGCAGGAUAAUGCAGUUUUCCAGCAGUCCUCAGUGAACAGAUUCUUUGAAGAGCAGGAGAACCACGAAGGCUGGUUAUUAGGUGACAGCCGGUACCCUCUAAAAAAGUGGCUGAUGACACCCCUACAGUACCCGGAAACCCCUGCGGAUUACCGCUACAACCUGGCACACACUGCCACACAUGAGAUUGUGGACCGCACAUUCCGGGCCAUUCAAACCCGCUUUCGCUGCCUGGAUGGGUCCAAGGGGUAUCUGCAGUACUCUCCUGAGAAGUGUGCUCACAUCAUCCUGGCUUGCUGUGUCCUGCACAAUGUGUCCCUGCAGUCUGGCCUGGAUGCCUGGACAUUUGAGAGGACAGAGACUCCAGAUCAGUCAGAGGAAGGGAGUGAGCAAAUGGACUCACUUGACUCUGAGGCCUUCCGGAUACGCCAGGAGCUCAUACUCAACCAUUUCAGCUAGAUCUCUAGAUAUUUAGGAGAAUAGGUCAUGGAUACAUCCUGUGAACAAGGGCCCCAGAAGACCAUGAGAGUGCUGUUUUCUGUUUGAAGUGUUCACAGACUUUUAAGGCAUACAAAGCAGGCACUCUCUUCUAAUUAUUUGAUUACUGUAAAAAUGAGUAAGUUUUAGUAUUGGACUGGGUCACAAUAUAUCACUUCUUUGGUUUUUUCUCUGAUUUGGCACUUGCUUUUUAUGGUGAGCCAGGGAAGGAUUGCUAUAACCGUAUUUAUUCUGCAUCUCCCAAAGCCUUUGUUUUGAGGAAUGACCUGUUAAUUAUAUCUUUGCAUGCAAUGCAGCUGUUGAGCUAUAGAAUUUGUAGAAGUAAUCCAGUAUCUACUGUUCACUGGAUGUUUUGAGAAAGUGGUCCCCAGGUUGUGGGUAUAUGGAAGAGUAUAUUGUCUAGGCAGUAUGCAGUAUUUGUAUAGCAUCUGCUAUCUUGGGGACAUGCCUAGCUGAAUGCCUUGAUGUUGUCUGAAUAUAUUUCAGAUUUCAUUCACUCCUAUUUUUAAAAUCUAAAAAAAUCUCUGUGAAUCAGUUUGAUCUUUAGUGGCAACCUUGAUUGUCCAAGAAGCACUCCACUUUUUAGUGUUAGGUGAAGAUCAUUGCUGUACCUUAGAGUCACUGGUAGAUGAAUAACUUUAUAAUUGAUACAAACUCAUGUUACAGUUUACUUCUGAGAAUUAAGCAGAGUUAGGCAGUGUAUUUCAAUAAGGGGAGCAAUGAGAAGUUAUAUGUAAUUGCAGUUGUCAUUGCUUCAUUGAUUAUGUCUUAUUCUUUAUUAAACACACUGCUUUUCCGCAGU
Megalops cyprinoides (Indo-Pacific tarpon) is the source of this 2353-nucleotide messenger RNA. It is a transcript of the gene harbi1, whose product is annotated as harbinger transposase derived 1. NCBI's taxonomy places the organism in Eukaryota, Metazoa, Chordata, Actinopteri, Elopiformes, Megalopidae. The record is from RefSeq and is a predicted model, not a curated record. Bases 466 to 1512 code for a protein of 348 amino acids. The transcript has 2 exons.